Messenger RNA from Amoebophrya sp. A120, 673 nucleotides. Lineage: Eukaryota; Dinophyceae; Syndiniales; Amoebophryaceae. The record is from the annotation of a GenBank genome assembly.
CUCGAGAAGGAUGAGGAAAAAGAACUGAAUUUGAUCAAAGAAAAGAAUUUGAAUUUUAACAAAGAGGUCGAGGCGGUGACGAGCAGUGUGAUCGAAGGGGCUGUGGUGCGGGAACAGGUGGAUGCGGUCGUGGAGAAAAUUUUUGAGUCCGCAGCGGUGGCGGCUGCGGCGGAAAGUAGUAGAAUGUUGGAGUGUUGUGGCGAGCAACGUAGCAAUGGAAGCAGUAAAGAUAAAGAAGACGCUUCUACUGCAGUUGCGCGGGAAGAACUACAGGAUGAAAGUAUUAAUAAACCAUGCAGCAGAAAAGCUUCGAAAGCAACCACAGUUGGUGGAGCAGACGAAGACCUGUCCGUUUCCGCGUCAGCUUCUCCUCUUGAGGAAAUAACCGAGGCUGGUGGGGGGAAGAGCGACGAUGGAAAAAAGAAUGUUAUUGAUGAACUAAACCACGAACCGUUCGAUGUUGAAGAAGAAAACCAAAACCAAGAACUGGCCGCCCGAACCUCCACAAGUUCUAGUAUCACCUCCUCGGCAAGUAAAACAAACAGUUCUGGUGAAGACGACAUGAAUAUGCCAAAAACUCCCGCCGUGAUUUUCUGUCCCACGCCAGACGGCUUCGAGAUGGUGAACGUCUCGGAAUACUUGGCGAAGCCCGGAAGUGAAAAUAAACCGCUGC